AUGUCUGAUUCGAUUGCACAGCAGGAUGUGGCGGAGACAGAGCAUACAACUGAUCUUGUUGGAGUGGUAGAUACAGAGGAUGCUAAUCCAGCUGAUCAGGAUUUGGUAGGGAUGUCAGUGUGUUCGGUUGAUGAAGCAUAUGACAUGUAUAAUGAUUAUGCCUUUAGAGUAGGUUUUAGCGUGAGGAGGGGUUGUGGUGCAUUUGUCCAAUUCCAUUUACAUGAGAAUGGGAUGUGGAUUGUUUCGAAGCAUGAGAAGUUGCAUAAUCAUGAAUUGGUUCCACCAAGCAAGAGUUACCUUCUAAGGUCACAUAGGAUGGUGUCUAGGAAUCAUAUAUCAUAUCUUACUGAUUUGAAGAGCAGUGGUGUGUCUGUUGCAGAUGGUGUAAGAUUACUUAAAACACAAUCAGGGGGAUCACCACUUGUUGGGUUUACAAGUAGUGAUGCAUAUAAUUCUCUAUGUACCGAUGCAUUGAACAGAUUGGAUGGUACCGAUUCAAACACAUUGAUUGAAAUAUUCAAACGGAGGCAGUCAAGUGAAAGGGAUUUUUACUUUGAUUUUGAGGUGGAUUUGGAGUCAAGUCCGCAAAGCAUAAUGACUGAUCAAUGUGCUGCUAUGGCUGCUGCAAUUGUUCAAGUUUUUCCAAGUUCACGACAUCGGCUAUGUAUAUGGCAUAUUGGCGAGAACUCAAAGAAGCACAUUAAAGGGUUAAGAAAUCAAAAAGAUUUCCUAGAUAUAUUCAAUUGCUUGUUGAAGUAUACGGAUACAGAGGCGGAGUUUGAAUUUUACUGGACGAGGAUGGUUACAACAUAUAAAUGUCACAAUAAUCACUGGAUUGAAAAGUUGUAUGGGUGUAGAGAAAAAUGGUGUCCUGCUUUUAAUAAAGAUUAUUUUUCGGGUGGGAUUUUAUCUUCUCAAAGGAGUGAGACCACCAAUCACUCUAUUUCUAGAAGGUUGUCCAAGACAUCUGGUUUGUGUGAUUUUUAUAACUCUUUUGUUGGGGUCAUAUCAGAGUGGAGAAGUAGAGAGAAUGGGGAAGAUGUUCAGUGUUCACAAGGUGUACCCACAAUGGUGAUGGAUAAUGUUAAGAUUAUGUUGCAUGCUAGGGAAAUUUAUACAAUUGAGAUAUACUAUUUGUUUGAAGAACAAUUUUUGAAAGGUGGAUCAUGCUAUCAAGAGCGUGUGAUGUUGGAAGAUGGUGUGUAUAAGUAUCAUGUCUGGAGGCCUGAUGUUGAUAUUAUUAGGCAUGAAGUGGUGUUUAACAGUAGACAAAUGGACAUUGGAUGUAGUUGCAAGUUGUUUACUGAAUUGGGGAUUUUGUGUUGUCAUUGUUUACGCAUUCUAAAUGUGCAUUGUGUUUCUGAAGUCCCCGAGAAGUAUAUUUUGAAGAGGUGGACUAAAAAAGUUGUUGAAGUUGAUAAUGUUGAUAUAAUGUCUAGAGUUGAUAGUGGUAAUGGUGCAUCUUCUGUUUGGUUAUUAGAAAUCAUUAGGAAAUUUCAGAGGCUUGCUGUUUAUAGUCAGGAAAAUAUCGAAGGACGGAAGAUUUGUGAAGAAGCAAUUGCAGAUGCAAAGAGAAGACUUGAAGCUGAAUGUGGUGGCAGUUUAUUUGAAGAUUGUGACAUAGGAUCGACAAGUGGUGUUAUAAAGGAUCCAUCUACUAGACGGAUGAAAGGGUUGCGGAAUAGGAGGGUGAGCAGUGUUAUUUCAAAGAAAUAUAACAAAGCAAGGGGACGGAAGCAUCUUGCAAAUAUGGUUGCUUCCAAAAUAAAAUCUGCUGUUCAGUCUCAAGUUGAGGGUGAUAUUUUAAAUAUUGCAGGCGAUGGAUAUCUUGUGCACCCAAGUUCCGGAGGUUCUAGUUUUUGUCACGUUAGCACAAUGUCAAGCAUGGAUGAUAAUUAA
Messenger RNA from Ipomoea nil (Japanese morning glory), 1899 nucleotides. Its product is annotated as protein FAR1-RELATED SEQUENCE 1-like. Gene Ontology annotation, molecular function: zinc ion binding. Bases 1 to 1899 code for a protein of 632 amino acids. The transcript has 5 exons. Lineage: Eukaryota; Viridiplantae; Streptophyta; Magnoliopsida; Solanales; Convolvulaceae. The record is from RefSeq and is a predicted model, not a curated record. Gene Ontology annotation, biological process: regulation of DNA-templated transcription.